Conger conger (European conger) is the source of this 7525-nucleotide messenger RNA. It is a transcript of the gene l1cama, whose product is annotated as L1 cell adhesion molecule, paralog a. Gene Ontology annotation, biological process: cell-cell adhesion; brain development. The record is from RefSeq and is a predicted model, not a curated record. Gene Ontology annotation, molecular function: cell-cell adhesion mediator activity. The transcript has 30 exons. Lineage: Eukaryota; Metazoa; Chordata; Actinopteri; Anguilliformes; Congridae. The coding region runs from base 498 to 4340 and encodes 1280 amino acids.
UGUAGAACCACGGAUGAAAUCUGUGUAUCGCAGCCGAACCCAAGUCGUGCAGAAGUGCAGAGAAAGAGAGAAAGAGGGAGGAAGGAGGAGUGCGCAGGGAGAAGAGGAACGUGUGACGGACUGUCUCCACACCUGUAAAGAUUAAUCGACUGCAGUCACUCUGUCCAUCUGUUGCUGGGAGCCUGUUAGAGAAUAAGGGAGAAAGAGUAACACACUCCCCUCUUCUUAGACCGAGGGAGGACAGCAGGAGGGCGUGUACCCGUGGAACGGAGAGAGAGAAAGAGAGAGAGAGGGAAGGAGAGAGUGUUAACGAGCAGCUCACAUAUACUUCUCUUAGGAAGGCGGGAUUGAGGGGGGCGAUAAAAACAUUUACGGAGGCGUGAGAGAGAGACACGCUGGAGGUCUCUGUCCUCUCCCUUGAGCUCGUCUGUGUGUGAACGUGAACGUGUGUGUGUGUGAGAGAGAAGGCAGGUGUGAAGUUAAUGGGACAGUAAGUAAUGCAUUCCAAGCAGUGUCAGCGGGAUGGCAGUAGGGGGCGCUGUGUCCCUCUUCCUCCUCUCCUCCUCUCUCUUCUCCUCCUCUCCCUCGCUCUGGGACCAGGCCGAGCGGUCAUUCACUUUCCCCCAAACUAUGAAAUGCCCGAGAUUCUCCAGCCCCCAAUGAUCUCAGGUCAGCCGCUGCCCACACUGGCCUACUAUGCAGAUGACGUCACUCUCACCUGUGAGGCCUCUGGGUUUCCAACACCCACAUUUCGCUGGGUAAAAGAUGGGUUGGAGUUUGACCCCAGCAAGGACCCUGCCCUCUCCGUGACGCCAGGUUCUGGAACUUUCUCUGUGACGUCUAGCUAUAGCACUAUCAGCGAGUACCAGGGCAACUACAGCUGCUAUGCCUCAAAUACCCUCGGCACUUCAAUCUCAAACCAGGUUCAGCUAAUCACAGAAAAUAUCCCCAUUUUGCAGAAGGAAAAGCUCAUCUCGAAGAAGGUGACAGAGGGGGAGAGUGCUGUCCUCACUUGCAACCCCCCCUACAGCUCGGAGCCCCCACUUAUCCACUGGAUGGAUAACAGGCUAAGGCACAUCAAGCAGAGUGACCGUGUGAUCCAGGGCCGGGAUGGAAACCUCUACUUCUCCAACGUGAUCCUGGACGACAGUCGCAGUGACUACAGCUGCCACGCCCAGUACAUCACAGCCCGUACCAUUCUGCCUAAAGAGCCUGUCGUCCUCACCGUCUCGCCCUCGAACACGGUGGUUCGUAACAGGAAGCCACAUAUGGUCCGGCCCCCUGGCAGCCGCAGCUUUUAUUUGGCCCUCAAGGGCCGCCCCUUUGAGCUGGAAUGCAUCCCACACGGACUGCCCACUCCCUCCAUUCAGUGGGUGAGGAAGGAUGCAGAGUUGUCUGAGACUCGCACCUCCAUUCAGAGCUUCGACAGAGUGCUGCACUUCAGCAACAUGUCGGAGGCAGACGGCGGGGAGUACCAGUGUCUGGCCAGAAACAGCCUGGGCAUGGCCGCACACACGUACACUAUCAAAGUGGAGGCGGCUCCGUACUGGACCCAGCGACCGGAGAGCGAUCUGUACAUGCCUGAGGACACGGUGAAUCUGGUCUGUGAGGCUGAAGGCAACCCCCCGCCCAACGUCACCUGGAGCAUGAACGGGACCCCCCUCUCAGAUGUUGACCCAGACCCCAGGCGCAGUGUACAGGGUGGGACUCUGAUCCUAAAGGAUGUAAAACUCAGUGACACUGCAGUGUUCCAGUGUGAGGCCUCCAACAGCCAUGGCAGCAUCCUGGUCAAUGUCUACGUCUAUGUCCUCGAGGUUCCCCCUCAGAUUCUGACAGAUGACAUACAGACAUACAGAGUCACGGAAGGACAGACUGCCUCGCUGGACUGCAAAACAUUUGGCUCCCCCAAACCCAAGCUGAAAUGGGACAGCGACCCAACCACAAUGAUGUCUGACCCCAGGGUGUCUUUGCUCAACACUGGAGCCCUGCAGAUCACAAAUGUGACCCAUGAUGACUCUGGCUCUUUCACCUGCUCCGUCCAAGACACCGACCUCUCUAUCAGCGCCUUGCUGGAAGUGCUGAAUAGGACCAUGAUCGUGACUCCGCCCCAGGCCUUGCGCGUCCAGCGCGGGCAUGAUGCGGUCCUAAACUGCCAGGCCCUGGUGGACGCUAACCUCGACCCACCAAUGUUUCAGUGGAGAAUGGACAGACAGAAGCUCUUUCCUUCCCUCACUGAAGAAAAGUACACAUUUAAAGAUCAUACCCUCACAGUGAACGAUGUUCAGCGGGACGAUGCAGGUGAUUACAGCUGUGAGGUCAUGACAUCUCUGGACUCCGUAGAGGCCACCGGCUCCAUCACUGUCAUCGACCAACCGGACCCCCCCUCGGCCCUAGACCUCCUGGAAAAGCACGACCGCAGCGUACUGCUGAGCUGGACCCCUGGAGAAGACAACGACAGCCCCAUACAAGAGAUUGUGGUGGAGUUGGAGGAGCAGAUGUUUGGGGCUGGUAAAUGGGAAGAGGCGAUGCAGGUCGCAGGGGAUGUAGACAAGGCUGAGGUCACGUUGCGACCCUUUGGCACCUACCACUUCCGGGUCGUUGCUGUCAAUGAAGUGGGGAGGAGCCACCCCAGUGAGGUCUCUGAAGCACAUACCACGCCCCCUGCUGCUCCAGAGAGUAACCCCAAGGGAGUGCAGAGCAAGUCAACUGAGCCUGAUGAACUGGUGAUCACGUGGGAGGAAAUGGAGAAGAAGGACUUCUUUGGGUCUGAGUUUCAGUACAAAGUGAUGUGGAGGAAGGCAGGCAGCCAUCAGGACUCUCAGUGGGAACACAGAAUGGCUAUCACCCCUCCCCUCACUGUUUCCAAUGCUGGAGCCUUCACAGCCUAUCAGAUUAAAGUUCAGGCGAUCAAUGAAAAGGGGGAUGGGCCAGAGCCCAGCCCUGUCAUUGGACACUCUGGAGAAGAUUUUCCUCUGGAGCCCCCUAUGGAUGUUGGGGUGAUUCUUUUAAACAGCACUACUGUGAGAGUGAAGUGGGCCCCCAUAGAUCAGGAGUCAGUGCGAGGUCGUCUCCACGGAUACACGGUGCACCUGUAUAAAGGUCACACGGGGAGGGGGCGCAGGGGGGAAGACGAGACCAUUUUGGUGGUGCAGACGCGGCCCAACGAGGAGACCAAGCUGUUGGAGGGGCUGCAACCCUUCUCUCCCUACCGUGUCACCGUCGCCGUCUUCAACAGCAAGGGGGAGGGGCCGCACUCCGACCCCUUAGCUUUCUACACGCUGGAGGGAGUGCCCAGUAAGCCCACGUCUCUGAGGCUCGACAGCCCGUCAGAGAGAGAGAUGACCCUGCACUGGACUCCGCCUGCUCAGGUCAACGGCAUUCUGACUGGAUACCAGCUGCAGUACCAUGAGAUUGGCGAGGGCAGGGAUAACCAUCAUGUGGUGAAAAUAGACCCGACAGCUUCUCACUUCAGCGUGGGGGACCUGGACCCCCACAGCCACUAUGUCUUCUCCCUGCGUGGCAGCACCUCAGCUGGGGAAGGGGAUGCCAUCGUCAAGGAGGGCGCCACCUUGCUGGAGGGAGUCCCUCCAACCAACAUCAACACGUCCAUCGGAGAGAUGUCAGUCAACGUAAGCUGGGUGGCAGGAGCACGCUACAGAAACGCGGUGUUCCACAUCUUCCACAAAAAAGUUGGCGAUGCAGAGUGGAUUGACUCAGUGGAGCUGAACACCACUCAGUCGGUCUAUGAGCUGCAGAACCUAGACCCUGGCUCAGAGUACCAGCUUCAUUUCGUGUUCAAUGAGAGCAAGUUCUGGGAAGUGAAGAUCGUGACGAAUGGAGAGAACAAGGACGGCGGGAAGUGGAGGCCAUCGAGGGGCUUUGCCACAGAGGGCUGGUUUAUUGGGGUAAUCAGCGCCCUUGUGCUGCUGCUUCUGGUACUGCUCAUCCUCUGUUCUGUCAAACGGAGCAAGGGCGGCAAGUACUCAGUGAAGGACAAGGAAGCGGGCCAGGUGGACUCUGAGGCUCGGCCAAUGAAAGACGAUACCUUUGGAGAGUACAGGUCCUUGGAGAGUGACAAUGAGGAGAAGCAGACUGCCAGUCAGACAUCUCUGUGUGUGGCCAGUAAGGUGGGCAGCGAGGGGAACCUCAUGCAGUACGCACACGACGUGGGCGUAGACUCCCACAAUGACGCGUCCUUCGCCGAGCAAUACAGCGAAGAGGGGGCAGGGCCCGGGCCCGGGCCGGAGUCCCAGGACGCCCUGGGAGCCGGCUCCCCCGUCGCCUCCGUCAGCACACCCGCCGUCAGCCCUGGGGUCCCCAGCUCUGAAGUCCUGGCCUGAAUCCACCGCAGCCAGGCUAGCAGAACCGCCAGAAUAAAGACCACCUCCACAAGCACACGGAUGCCCUCCCCACUCCCUGCACGCCCACCACCUCCCUGCAGACGGCCCCUGCACACACACACACACGCUACGCACACGACCUGCUCGCACGCCAACACAUUCAAAUGCCCUGACACUAAAAUACCUCUCUCCACGCACCGACUCAACAGCUGACAUAACUGCACCUGCCCCAAACACAUGGAUCUGAUGGAGAGGACUGACGCAGAGUCGGACUGACACACCGUCAAAGACAUUCGUCAAACCCAUCCCAUCCUCUCGCAGUGACAGGCUGGUGCACACAAAGACCACAGCACACACUGACACUGCUGCCCCACCGACCGCAUAUGCACACACACACACACACACACACACACACGUGUGAAGUAUCUUACUAAUUGUUUACAGAUCUUGCCUGGCCUUGUUUGAGGUAGUUUACAGACGUACGAUGGCAAUGAGCCCGCGUAACUGUAUCUUCAUUGUGUCUGUUGAAGGAGAAAGGAGAGUGAUGUUGCUCAGCCUAUACACUGGGAGAAAUAACAGAUACGGGCAAUAGUAGCUAAGCCACAGCCUGCUAACGAGUGUAGAUGUACAGAACUGAGACCAAUGAGAUAAGGAGUGCAAAGUGCAAAGACAGAUCAUGAAAACAGAGACAAGGAACAGGAGCAUAGGCACCAGGAGAGUAGAAAUGGCACAGAGGAAAGACACGGAAGGAGAAUAAGAGCAGAGGCACCAGGAGCAGAACACAGCAGCUGGGACUGCGGCAAGAGGGGGAAGGAAGGAGGAAAAAGAGACAGCAGGAGAUUUGUUUUAAAGUGUCUUGAUCAUCACCGUCUGACAGGGAGAUGGGUGUUAGUGUAUUUGGCAUUGUAUUUCUAGUUAUUCUUCCAUAUUAUGAUUUUUUAUAUAUCAUAUAAUUAUUAUUUAUAUUCAAUAUGAUAUUCAACAUGGUCUGUUGGGUUUCCAGUGUGAUUCAUAGUUGACUAUUCAUAGUUGGAGUAUAAGGGUUUUUCUGUCACCACCAUGCUGUUCUAUGUUGUAUUUUCUCUGAAUUAAACAGCAUAUCCACUGAAGACUGACAGAAUCCUCAUGACUAAACACAACAGCAUGUUCUGUGCCGACUACCAGAUUUUAUAGAUCAUAAGAGAUUCCUGUGAAUUAAAAACAUCUGCAUGAUACUUCCUAUGUAUAUCAACCAUGUAGAAUACAUGCAUUCUAUGGCUGGGAAGUAAAUACUAGUUUCUGUUCCAAGUAUCCUACUUUGUGAAUUUCAGUGUGUUAUACGUGUACGGCGUGUGCCUGCGCAUGCGUGUGUGUAUGCUUUUGGGUGUGCGUGUGUGUGUGUGUGUAUGAGAGAGAGAUAAGAGUGAAAGAGGGAGAAGGAGAAGAGAGAGAUCUAAAAUAUCUCUCUGAAUGUAAAAAGAUUUUGUCAUUUAUUGGAGACAUUGUUUGAAAUAAAAUGUGUGGUUUUAUAAUUUAUUUCAAAACUGACACGAUAGUGGGGAGGUUUUAAUUUAAAAAAAUGUUUAUUCUGGUUCAGUGAUGGCCGUAGGAAAUCCCUAAUUUUUCUCAAUUGUUUCCAGUGAAUGUUAGUCGUGAGCUGGUUGUUUUAGAAAAUUAGGACAUAGUUGAAAUAUUGUCCACCCACUGGUAUUUUAGUGAUAGUAACUACAGUGUAAAUAUGAAAAAUAAAGCACACAUUGUAUGAAAUAUCGGUAGCUAUUGUCAUUUAGAAAUAUACGACAGCGAUUCAUCUCCUCACAUUGCUGUGAAGACGGGAAGUACAGCCAUUAUCCGAAGUUCAGUAACACAUGGUCUCCAGCAGGGGGAUUGCAGGCUCGAUUACCCGCAAAAAAUUGAGCAGUAACUAUGUUUUAUUUAAAGAGACCCACUUUCUGGGUUUUUAAAAAUAUUAUUUCAGUGUCAGUGGUGUAUGCUUUUGAUUGGCCCAGGUGUUUUUUUAAUGCAUAAUGAAGGAUAUUUCUAUAUUUUUUGAGAAGUUUCUGACAUCCUGCACUUUUUACAACGGCAGGUAUUGGGCACGCACAAUGGAAAUGAAUUACAAGUAAAUACACCAAUUCCAAAGCAGUAAUUAUAGCCUCCAGAGAUUGUAUGUAUAUUACUUGAUUAUUAUUAUUAUUUUUGUUAAGUUUGUUACUUUGGUUUACAGUAAUAAUUUUUGGUUUGUUUGGCUAACUUUAAAUUGGCCUUCUAUGCCUUCUUGGUGAUAUUUGUACUUUUGUAUUCUGGAGAUUAAUUGUAAUAUUCUUACAUUUUUAAGGUUGCCCAAGAUAGGAGUUUCUGCUCAUUAUUUUCAGUUGGUUAAUUAUUUCCUAAGGUGCAUGCUAACUGAGACCACUGUGCUCAAGGAAAGAAGUAUGAUAUUAAAACUGGUAAUUAUGUUUAUAGCUAUUAAACACCAUGAAUUAAUCUGUUUAUGUGUACAGCCUCAGGAAAAGUAACAUCCACCUACAAGCAUACACUAAAACAGAAAUAAUAUUUUUAAAUCCCAGAAUGUGGGGAUUUCAAUUCAAGUGAUUUAAACCAGACCACUGUCUGGUUUAAAUCACUAUAAACAGACACUGGUCUGAAAAAGCAUAAGAUUGGUUCAGCCUCUUAUAUUCAUAACACUUGCAUAGUCCUGCCACCCACGGGAUAGGACAUUUAAAGUUCUCAUUAAAGUAUGCUGCAUCUUUCACUCCUUCUCAUUAAGCUCCAUCCCCCCCAAAGUAAUGAGAUUUGUACAUGACUAGAUCCGUGUUACUGUCGGGGAGAGGGGAGCUGGUCAGGGCCCUGCUGGGGAAGACUGGCUGACUCUGAGGCACAAGGGGAGGGUUGUGAUUGUGGAGGGGGGUGCUGUGUGUAACUUCCUCCCUCUCUCCUCAUUCAUUUCCUUUUUUAUAUACAACAGAAAUCCCAAUAGAAAGCACAGUCAAAAUGUACAUAACAAUAUUGCUUAUAAUAACAGCUUCUAUGAAACAGAUGCAGGGGUGCAAUUACAGUGGUAAUGUGGUGGUUUGUCUGUGGGGUGGGGGGUGGUGCGGUUGGUGGUGAAAUGCCUUGUAGGGUGAGUUAUAUUGUACCUGCUUUUUGCAUAAGCCACUGUAAUGAAAUUAAACCAAUAAAUCCCCUGAAAUAUGCACAAGUCA